This is a messenger RNA of Gadus morhua (Atlantic cod), 2758 nucleotides long. RefSeq names its product hematopoietic cell-specific Lyn substrate 1 (gene hcls1). The transcript has 16 exons. Lineage: Eukaryota; Metazoa; Chordata; Actinopteri; Gadiformes; Gadidae. The record is from RefSeq and is a predicted model, not a curated record. Gene Ontology annotation, biological process: cell migration; regulation of actin filament polymerization. Gene Ontology annotation, cellular component: actin filament; plasma membrane; cortical actin cytoskeleton. Bases 171 to 2084 code for a protein of 637 amino acids. Gene Ontology annotation, molecular function: actin filament binding.
CAUGAUUACGGGACAGAGCAGCGGGAGGUCCGUGGCGUGAACUAAGGUUAUUUAAGAGAUGUAAGAGAGCCAAACCAGAAUAUUUAAUAGUUUUCAUGUUAAAGCUAUGCAUGUAACUUUAUAGAUUGUCAUUUAUUAACCGAAAGGACGCAGAGGGGGGGUUUUCAUGCAUGCUCGUGCAUGUGCAUGUCAUAUCCUUAUCGGCAGGACGUCGCGGCCACGACGCUUCACUAACGCGCGGUCACGACUCUUCUAACGCACCCUCUAGAAGCGGAAACCUGAAGAUGUGGAAGUCGGCCGCGGGACACAAUGUCAGCGCCAAGGCGUCUGCAGAACCCGACGACUGGGAGACCGACCCCGACUUUGAGAACGACGUCUCGGAGCAGGAGCAGCGAUGGGGGGCAAAGACCAUCGAGGGGUCGGGGCACUCGGAGCACAUCAGUGUGGCAAAGCUGAGGGAGGCGGUGUCCAUGGAGCACCAGCGGGGGAGGGAGAAGGAGCAGGCGGCCGCCCCCCAGGCCUCCUACGGGUACGGGGGCCGCUUCGGCGUGGAGAAGGACCGCAUGGACAAGGGGGCCAUGGGGCACGACUUCGUGGCGGAGGUGGAGCGCCACUCCUCUCAAACCGACGCGGCGCGAGGCUUUGGAGGAAAGUUCGGCGUCCAGAAGGACCGCAUGGACAAGGCCGCCCUUGGGUUCGAGCACAAGGAGAAGGUGGAGCAGCACGCGUCUCAGAAAGAUCACUCGAAGGGGUUUGGAGGAAAGUACGGAGUGGAGAAGGAGAAGGUGGACCGAAGCGCGCUGGGAUACGACUACAAAGGAGAGACGGAGAAGCACCAGUCCCAGAGAGACUACGCUAAGGGCUUCGGCGGGAAGUUUGGCGUCGACAAGGACAACGUGGACAAAGCGGCGAUGGGCUACGACUACAAAGGAGAGACGGAGAAGCACCAGUCCCAGAAAGAUUAUUCCAAGGGCUUUGGAGGGCGGUAUGGCGUGCAGACGGACCGCGUGGAUAAAAGUGCCUCUUCCUUCACGGACAUGGAGCAGCCCUCCUCUGCAUACACCAAGACCCAGCCAUUGGAGGCUGCCAGCGCCAGCGCCGGCGCCGGCAAGCUGAAGUCCCGCUUUGAGGACAUGGCCAAGGCGUCCGGGGAGGAGAAUAAGAGGAGGGUGGAGGAGGAAAGGGAGAGGAGACGCGCCAGAGAGGAGAAGGAGCAACAGGAGACCAGGCGCAGGCAGCAGGUGGAGACGGACAGAGAGGAGGAGAGGGAGAGAGAGGAGGAGAGGAAGCGAGAGGAGGAGAGGGAGCAGAGGGAGCAGAGGGAGCGAGAGGAGACUCAAGGCAGGCAGCGGGUAACGACGACGCAACACCUGGGAAAGAAGCCAUUCCUCUUCAUCCGAAGAACAUCUGGAGGACCAUUAAAAGGUUUUAAGUCUUCUUCGCUUUAUCCUUUAGAAGGAGAGGGAGCGAGAGGAGGAGAGGAUGCGAGAGGAGAAGAGGGAGCGAGAGGAGAUCCAACGCAGAGAGCAGGUUCUUUACUUCAGGAGGAGAGCGGCCGGGAGGAGCUGGAGUGUCCCGGUUAUCCUCAACCCGUCCCCGACAUGGAGCCCCCGGCUGGCGGCUGGGCCACAGGAGAACAGGUUGAAGAGGAAGAGCCGUUGUACGACGAGCCGCCAUCUUUACCCACACGCUCUGAGGACUUCCUGGAUUGCGGCCCACCUCUUCCUGUGGAACAGGAAGAGCCGUUGUACGACGAGCCGCCAAAUUUAACCACACGCUCGGAGGACUUCCUGGAUUAUGGUCAACCUCUUCCUGUUCCGCAGGAAGAGAUAGAGGAAGGAGACUAUGAGGAUGUGGAACCCCUGCAUCCAGCACCAGAUUCAGACAAGGGACACGAAGACCUGACGUGCGGCCAGACAGCGAGGGCUCUGUACAGCUACGAGGGAGACGCUGAAGACGAGAUCGCUUUCGAGGAGGAUGACAUCAUCACCCACAUCGAGAUGGUGGACGAGGGCUGGUGGCGGGGGCAGAGGGGGGGCCGCAGCGGACUGUUCCCCGCCGCCUACGUCCAGCUGGUCCCAUGAGGGCGGGGCUAGACGCCACUCACCAUUCUUUUAAAUUUGAAGUUAUUCUCUGGAAAUCGAAAGGUUCAGUUAUGGUUCCACGUCAACGCAAUGAACAUGCAGACACUUCGACGCAGUCGUGAACCCAUUUUCUUUGUGUCCGUUUUUUUUUUUUUUUUUUUACAAUUACAGCUCUUGCUGCGUCGCCUCAACGCAAGAUUAAAAAAAUUUGGGAGGCACUCCGCUAGGUUGAAUGGGUCCCUAAACCCCCCUUGCGUUGCGUCGACGUGGAACAAUAACAGCCUUAAGCCUGCGCUGUCGCUUUUUCCACGGGUUUCAUUCAGACUUUAGUCUUUAAGGGAAGCUCGUUGAACUUCUUUUUUUAAUGGAGCUUGAGAAAUUGUGUAGCAUCUUUACUUUUAGCCUAGCAGUUAGUGGACACGUUUUAUUAUAUGCAAUUCAAAUUAUUUUUAACUAAAGUGACAGUAUUGAAAAAGUGACUUCCUGGAGGCGGGAGAAAGACUACUCCAAUAAUACUGAGUAGAGCUUGUGUGCUCGGUAUUUGAUUAAUACUGUGUUUAGGGAAGGGAGUAGUAAUUAAAUAAAAUUUCAAUGGAAAUAAAUAUUUAUAAAUUAGGAAUACGGUGCAACACUUUGGUUAAAUCCCAGCCAAAGUAAUAAAAACUUUGACAAAA